AUGGGACUUUCUUUCAGAAGUUUGUCACUAUCUUUCUCAUCCUUAUGCCUCCUUUUUAUUUUUCAUUUCUUGUGCUUCAGCUUUCUGGUCUUUGCCAUCCACAAGAGCAACGAUACAGAUCGACUUGCUUUGUUGGAAAUCAGGGCCAAAAUAACUGAGGACCCUUUUGGGAUCAUGAGCUCAUGGAAUAACACUCUUCACUUCUGCCAGUGGCACCGCGUCACAUGUGUGCGUAGGCACCAGAGGGUUACAGUGUUAGACCUGAGCUCCCUCAAACUUUCAGGUUCCAUAUCACCACAUGUUGGCAAUUUGAGCUUUUUAAGCGAGUUGUACCUUCAAAACAAUAGCUUCAGCCUUGAGAUUCCUAUUGAGAUUGGCCAUUUGCACAGACUGCAAAUAUUGGCUCUUCACAAUAACUCAUUUGGUGGUCAAAUUCCUGCUAGCAUAUCUAAUUGUUCAAACCUUGUUUUCUUUUAUUUGCAUAAUAACAAUCUGUUAGGGAGAAUCCCUGCGGAGCUUGGUUCCUUACUGAAGCUCAAAGCAAUCUUAGUAGGCAAAAAUAAUUUAAUUGGGACUCUCCCACCAACUUUGGGCAAUCUUUCUUCUCUUCAGCAACUUUAUGUGCCAAGAAAUAAGUUGCAUGGGGUUGUCCCAGAUACUUUAGGCCAACUGAUGAAUCUAAGGACUUUAUCCUUGUUUGGAAAUCAGUUUUUAGGCACUAUCCCUCCCUCAUUCUUCAACCUCUCUUUGAUUGAGGAUUUAGACAUGGCAUACAACAACUUAGAAGGUAGUCUUCCCAUGAGCUUAGGCAUCUCUCUUCCAAAUCUCCAAUUCUUCUCCAUUUCAGGUAACCAAUUUACAGGAUCUAUUCCAACGUCAAUUUCAAAUGCCUCAAGUCUAGAAGUGCUUCAGUUAGCCAUAAAUCAUUUUAUCGGAAGAGUGCCUUCUCUUGAGAAGUUGCAUAGGCUUAUGAAAUUAGUAGUUUCUGAAAACCAUUUAGGAAGCGUUAAAUCUGAUGACCUGGAGUUUCUUUCCACUUUGACAAAUGCCACCAAUUUACAGGCAUUUGGUAUAGACCGAAAUAACUUUGGAGGGAAACUGCCUGAACAAUUAUGCAACUUUUCAAAAGAGCUCCAGAUAAUUUCCAUAAGAGAAAAUCAAAUAUUCGGAAACAUCCUCUCUAGAAUAAAUGAUUGUGUUUCAUUGGAAAUUCUGGAUGCAGAAGAGAACAACCUGUCAGGUUCCAUUCCUUCUAGCAUUGGAAAGCUUCUAAAUCUGGGAGCAUUAUAUCUUGGUUAUAAUGAUUUCUCGGGAUCUAUUCCCUCCUCUGUAGGAAAUAUGACAAAUUUAAUUCAAAUGGAUUUGUCACAUAAUGAACUUCAAGGCAUGAUCCCUUCGAGUCUUGGGAAUUGCAAAAUUUUGCUAGUAUUAAAUCUGUCAAAUAACAAUCUUAGUGGUCCCAUACCUCCACAAAUUUUUGAAUCUUCCCCUUUAUCAGUGGGUCUUGACUUAUCUGGAAAUCAUUUGUCAGGCUCCAUUCCCAUAGAAGUAGGAAAUUUGAAAACUAUGGGAUACCUAAGCCUUUCUGGGAACAUGUUAUCAGGAGUGAUUCCCAUUAGUCUUAGCAGUUGUACGAGUCUAGAAUUCUUGAACUUGGGUGCCAACUUUUUUCGAGACUCUGUUCCUUCAUCUCUAAGUAUAGUGCCAGUAGAAGGAGUUUUCAAGAACGCAACUGUGAUAUCGGUGGCAGGAAAUAAAAAUCUUUGUGGUGGCAUACCUGAUUUGAGGCUACCUCCAUGUAAGCUUCAGCAGUCAAAGAGGGGAUCGACUAUAACAUUGAAGAUUAUAAUCUCAACAAUUUCUGUGGUUACAGGUGCAGCACUUGUGCUGAUUUGUUUGUUUCUGUGCCUAUCAGGAAAGAGAAAACGAGAGUCUUCGUCAACAGCUCAUGGGAAGGAGUUAUUAAAGUUGUCUUAUCAAAGUCUUCUCAAAGCUACUAAUGGAUUCUCUUCCGAUAAUCUAAUCGGUACAGGUAGCUUUGGCUCAGUAUAUAAAGGAAUUCUUGAUAGGGAAGGAAUUGUUAUUGCAGUAAAGGUGUUUAAGCUUGAGAAUCAAGAAGCUUCAAAGAGUUUUAUAGCUGAAUGUGAGAUUUUAAGGAAUGUUAGACAUCGAAAUCUUGUUAAAGUGCUCACAGCUUGUUCUAGUGUUGAUUAUCAUGGUAAUGAUUUCAAAGCUUUGGUUUAUGAGUUCAUGGUCAAUGGGAGCUUAGAUGACUGGUUGCAUCCAACUCUUCGAAUGGAUGAAGUACCAAGGAGUUUAAAUGUUCUCCAAAAGCUAAAUAUUGCCAUUGAUAUUGCUUGUGCAUUGGAAUAUCUUCAACAUCAUUGUGGAAUGCCAAUUGUUCAUUGUGACCUAAAACCAAGUAAUAUCCUUCUUAAUGAAGAAAUGACUGCACAUGUAAGUGAUUUUGGACUAGUCAAGUUCCUUUCCAAUGUCACCCUUGAUUGUUCUGCAAAUCAAUCCAGCUCAAUUGGAGUAAGAGGAACUAUCGGUUAUUGUCCUCCAGAGUAUGGUAUGGGAAGUCGAGUAUCAACAUCAGGUGACAUUUUUAGCUUUGGCAUACUCUUAUUGGAGAUGUUCACGGGCAAGAGGCCUACCGAUCACAUGUUGAAGGAUGGUAUGAGCCUUCACAAUUUUGUUAAGAGAGCUUUACCUGAACAAGUGACACAAAUUCUAGAUCCCAAGAACAACCUUCCUCAUAUGCAACCCAAUGUAAAUGCAACAUUGGUUCAUAACCAUAAUCUUGGGAACAUGAGAAACGACACAUUUAUUGAGUGCUUGAUUUCAAUCUUUGAAAUUGGAAUCUCUUGUUCUGCUGAAUCACCACAAGAGCGCAUGAAUAUUGGUGAUAUUAUUGCUCAGCUGUCUUCUAUCAGAAAGAAAAUCUUAGGGACUCAAUUACCACGGUAGGCUCAGCCAGUGCCAUUAUCAACGGGUUCCAUGGAAACCUUAUGAAUACUUGAUGUAGGUUCAGCCAGUGCCAUUGUCGUAGAUGACUUAGCUAGGGGACUCAGCUAGUGCAGAUGCAAAGGUGGCAAACGGGUUAGGUGGAUUGGAAUUAUUUCAGAUCGCGAGUCACUCAACUCUUGUCAAUUGGAUUGUUACAAAGAAAUAAUUUUA
Molecule: messenger RNA, 3180 nt
Organism: Hevea brasiliensis (rubber tree)
Lineage: Eukaryota; Viridiplantae; Streptophyta; Magnoliopsida; Malpighiales; Euphorbiaceae
Product: probable LRR receptor-like serine/threonine-protein kinase At3g47570
Exons: 3
Coding region: 1-2970 (989 amino acids)
Biological process (GO): protein phosphorylation
Molecular function (GO): ATP binding; protein kinase activity; protein binding
Source: RefSeq, a predicted model, not a curated record